AUGGACAACCUGCGUGAGACCUUCCUAAGCCUCGAAGGUGGCUUGGGCUCCUCCGAUGGCCCUGGCCUGCUGUCCUCCUGGGACUGGAAAGACAGGGCAGGGCCCUUUGAGCUGAACCAGGCCUCCCCCUCUCAGAGCCUUUCCCCGGCUCCAUCAUUGGAGUCCUAUUCUUCUUCUCCCUGUCCAGCUGUGGCUGGGCUGCCCCGAGGGCAUGAUGGGGCCAGCAGUGGGGGCAGUGAUGACUACAGCGUCCAAGGGGCUGGUGGCCUGGUAGAGGUGGACUACAACAUGUUAGCCUUCCAGCCUGCCUACCUACAGGGCGCUGGUGGCCCCAAGGCCCAGAAGGGCACCAAAGUCAGAAUGUCUGUCCAGCGGAGGCGGAAGGCCAGCGAGAGGGAGAAGCUCAGGAUGAGGACUUUGGCAGACGCCCUGCACACCCUCCGGAAUUACCUGCCACCUGUCUACAGCCAGAGAGGCCAGCCGCUCACCAAGAUCCAGACGCUCAAGUACACCAUCAAGUACAUCGGGGAACUUACAGACCUCCUCAACCGCGGCAGAGAGCCCAGAGCCCAGAGCGCCUGA
Messenger RNA from Propithecus coquereli (Coquerel's sifaka), 582 nucleotides. It is a transcript of the gene MSGN1, whose product is annotated as mesogenin 1. The transcript has a single exon. The record is from RefSeq and is a predicted model, not a curated record. Gene Ontology annotation, biological process: mesoderm formation; regulation of transcription by RNA polymerase II. The coding region runs from base 1 to 582 and encodes 193 amino acids. Gene Ontology annotation, molecular function: DNA-binding transcription factor activity, RNA polymerase II-specific; protein dimerization activity; RNA polymerase II cis-regulatory region sequence-specific DNA binding. NCBI's taxonomy places the organism in Eukaryota, Metazoa, Chordata, Mammalia, Primates, Indriidae. Gene Ontology annotation, cellular component: nucleus.